AUGGAUCAAGUGGUCCAGACCUAUCAGUGUUCAGCCCCGGUUUGGAGCUGUUGCUGGGCCUCACCGGAACCCCAUCGAUUUUUCGCAGGAUGUUCAAAUGGUGCGGUUUUAAUGUUUGAUGUGCGUGUGACUUCCGGUCCGAUCACUACUCUCUCUGUACAGGACAAUGCAGCCCCAGUCAUCGGUCUGCAGUAUUUGCCUCCUAAUCACGAUCGUCCCGACUGUCCCGGUGGUGGCCUGCUCGUGGGUCAAUUAACUAAGGUUACUUUCUUGUCCGAAGAUUCUGCAAAUUCCGCUUCUGAUGGACCAUCCCGAACACCUCCAUUCGCCGGAGAUAAUUCUGAAGCUCAUCCGCCUGGAUCAGGUCGUCAGUCUCCAGACCUGUUCGGAACAAAUUCCAACCCUCCCGCUCCUCAUCCGUUUGCCCAGUGUCCAUCAUAUCGACCGCAUAGUCUUCCACUAGAGGGCAGUUUGGCAUCUCUUAGCCUUGUUCCUGGUUCCUGUCACUUCCUAGCCUCUUACCGACCAACGCAACGAUUACCUCGGGUGCGCCAUGUAUUGGCUCAGUUGUAUAUGGAUCGAUCCACUGAAUCUCCUCCUAUGCAAUCCGCGAGGGCAUCUGGCUAG
Messenger RNA from Echinostoma caproni, 627 nucleotides. The record is from the annotation of a GenBank genome assembly. Lineage: Eukaryota; Metazoa; Platyhelminthes; Trematoda; Plagiorchiida; Echinostomatidae.